GUGAAGAUGAUAAUCUAAAAUGUCUCAAUUGAUUCCAAUUAUAGAGGUGAAAUGCUUAUGUAAACCCCUAUGCCCAUUGCAACCGCCCCGGAUACUAGGUAUCGGGUCCGGACCCACCUAUCGGAGACUGUGCAAGAAGCUUCUCGAUAACGAUAAACCCCGCAAUUUCCAAUCUCCAAUGGCGGGGCAGACAUCCCACCUUUACAAAACACUGAAGGCUACCUACAGCUCCUUGCAUCUUCUCAACUGCUUAACCAAAGACCUAUUCAUUCACGAUUAGGACGUUCAAGAUGCCCGUCGACUAUAGCAAGUGGGAUGCUCUGGAGCUUAGCGACGACUCCGACAUCGAGGUUCAUCCCAAUGUCGAUAAGCGCUCCUUCAUUCGCGCGAAGCAGAACCAGAUCCACCUAGAGCGACAACAACGCAAGCUUCAGAUCGAGACAUACAAAUACGAACGUCAAAUCAACGAUGGCUUGAUAAAAAGAAUAUCCGGUCUCCUGAAUGCCCUCAAAGCUCACGCUGCCGAGGCUGAGACCCGAAACCCUGGUGAAGUUGCCUUCCAAGCUGUCAUGGAGUCUGUGGGGAAUCCACAAGAUGACAUGCCUCCUCCCCGACCCGAAGGCGUUCACGCUCAGGAAGAACAACCACCGUCAUAUACCAAGAUGAUGGCGACCUUGUUAGAUCAGGUGAAUAAAGAGUUGGAUGAGAAGAAACCAGAGAACCGUUACAAUGCCAUGGUGGAAGAGAUUGGUGUACAUCUGAAGAAAGUCCAAGACUUACAGCAACAAUUGUUGACCAAGUUGGCGGAACUAGAAAAGGAGGAAGGCCGCAAGAUCACAAGUGAGGGCAUCCAUACAGGUUUCGAUAGUUCUUUCGUCGCCAAGUCCACGCCGUCCACGUCCGGAGCAAAGAAGGAAGAGGUAGAGCUUCUCAACCCCAACUUUUCCUUAACCAAGCCGGACGAGUCGAAACCUUCAACCGCAGCAGACGACGACGAUGAUGCGGACAUGGAGGCUUCACCGGAUGCUCGAAAGUUCGCUAACAUUAAGGCGUCCGACUACCGGGAAAGUAACUCUUUUAUUGGAUUACACCCGCAAAUUUUGACCGAGAAGGAAACCGACGGCCUACUAGUUAUGGCGUUCGACGCUCAACUCCAAGGAAAGGACGAUUUCGCACGACAGUGUGUUCACCAAGCUCUACUACUACAAUAUUGCCGCGCUUUGGGUAAGGAUGGUGUUGCGCUCUUCUUCAAGCGCAUUACCACCAAAGGUCACCAGGCACAAGACGUCUUCUACAAGGACGUUCAGGAUACCUACUACAGGAUCAAGAACCGAGCAGCUGAGAUCAAUGCCCAACGAGAAACCGAAGGUGCAGCUGGCGGAGUGGAGCAGAUCCAACUACAUGCUGUCGAACCAGGUACCGAGAUCAAGAUCAAGAUCCCGCCCGAGAACAGCGAGGACGCAGGUGAAAAGAGAGGCCGCGAGAUCUUUAAAGGGUUUGACCCGGAUAUGCAAAGGGCAUUGGAAUUUGGAAGCUUGGAUAAGGUCAACGAAGUCUUGGGUAAGAUGAGUGUCGAGGACGCCGAGGAAGUAGUGGGCCUUCUAAGCGAGGCGGGUAUCUUGAGUGUUGAGGAACAGAUAAUAGAUGCUACGACGGAGGAGGGUCAGAAACAUCUCAAGGCGAUGGAAGAGGAGGCUGCGCUGGAGUCGUACGCGGAUGAUCCGGAGUAAUUGUGCCAAGGUUGAUCCUGGCGUCGAGGAGGCGCUUCUCUCAUGACUAAGGCAUAGCAUAGUGUUCACUAGGGAGGUUAUGUUCCGGGGGCGUUGUGGCUGAUAAUAGGUCCU
Messenger RNA from Annulohypoxylon maeteangense, 1844 nucleotides. RefSeq lists its product as uncharacterized. Gene Ontology annotation, cellular component: cytoplasm. The coding region runs from base 291 to 1730 and encodes 479 amino acids. Gene Ontology annotation, biological process: protein folding; protein stabilization. Lineage: Eukaryota; Fungi; Ascomycota; Sordariomycetes; Xylariales; Hypoxylaceae. The record is from RefSeq and is a predicted model, not a curated record. Gene Ontology annotation, molecular function: heat shock protein binding; protein kinase binding; protein-folding chaperone binding. The transcript has 3 exons.